This is a messenger RNA of Aspergillus nomiae NRRL 13137, 2547 nucleotides long. RefSeq names its product putative cell cycle control protein (Cwf22). Lineage: Eukaryota; Fungi; Ascomycota; Eurotiomycetes; Eurotiales; Aspergillaceae. The transcript is spliced from 2 exons. Gene Ontology annotation, cellular component: catalytic step 2 spliceosome. The record is from RefSeq and is a predicted model, not a curated record. Gene Ontology annotation, molecular function: protein binding; RNA binding. Gene Ontology annotation, biological process: mRNA splicing, via spliceosome. The coding region runs from base 1 to 2547 and encodes 848 amino acids.
AUGACAGACCCGGUCGUAUUGCAGUCGGCGGUGCGAGUGCCCACACCUCCGCCUGGCACGUCCUAUUCUCCAAAACCAUCGGGCUCACGAAAACGCUCGCCCCCCUCUCGUUCGCCUUCUCCAACUCGUCGCCGGUCGCCUCCAGGUGACUCUGUCAAAGAAGAUGGCGACGCGCCACGAAUUGACCCUGAACGUGCCAUUGAGCGAGAACGACAACUCGCGGAGCGUGUCCGCCAACAUGAGAAGCAGGAGGCCGCGCGGAAACCGAUGACGGAAGAAGAAAAACAAGCUUCAGCCAAAGCAGAAUAUGAGAAGCUUCUGAAUAUGCGGUCGGGUGGAACUUACAUUCCCCCCGCUCGACUCCGGGCGCUACAAGCCCAGAUCACAGAUAAGACGAGCAAAGAAUAUCAGCGUAUGGCAUGGGAAGCUUUGAAGAAAUCGAUCAACGGUCUUAUCAACAAAGUCAACGUCUCAAAUAUCAAACAUAUUGUGCCAGAACUUUUCGGUGAGAACUUGGUACGUGGACGCGGGCUAUUUUGCAGGAGCAUCAUGAAGGCUCAAGCUGCCAGCUUGCCGUUCACGCCAAUUUACGCUGCGAUGGCGGCUAUCGUCAACACCAAACUUCCUCAAGUUGGCGAGCUGCUGCUUAAUCGAUUGAUCGUCCAGUUCCGCAAAGCGUUCAAACGAAACGACAAGGCGGUCUGCAUCUCGUCGACGACUUUCAUCGCUCAUUUGUGCAACCAACAGGUCGUACAUGAGAUGCUCGCAGCUCAAAUUCUUCUUCUCCUGCUCCACAAACCCACAGAUGACAGUGUGGAGAUUGCCGUCGGCCUCACAAGGGAAGUCGGACAGCAUUUGGAGGAAAUGAGUGGUCCUAUUGCCCUGGCGGUGUUCGAUCAGUUCAGAAACAUCCUCCACGAAGCCGAUAUCGACAAGAGAGUCCAGUACAUGAUCGAAGUCUUGUUCCAAGUCCGUAAAGACCGUUAUAAAGACAAUCCAGCGGUCAAAGAUGAACUUGACCUGGUAGAGGAAGAAGAUCAGAUCACACACCGUGUUGGUCUUGACGAUGAGAUUGAAACUCAAGAUACCCUCAACAUUUUCAAAUACGAUUCGCAAUGGGAGGAACACGAAGACGCGUACAAGAAACUGAAGGCUGAGAUCUUAGGUGAAGGUAGCGAUGACGAAGAUGAGGAGGACGAGACCGAUGAGAGCUCUGAUGAAGAAGCUGAAGAAGAGCGGCAGAUGGAUAUCAAAGACCAAAGCAAUACGGACCUCGUCAACCUGCGGAGGACCAUCUACUUGACUAUCAUGUCCAGCAUUGAUUUCGAAGAAUGCUGUCAUAAAUUGAUGAAGAUCUCACUGCCACCCGGCCUGGAGCCCGAACUUCCGUCGAUGAUUAUUGAGUGCUGUUCUCAAGAAAGAACAUACUCAAAGUUCUACGGUUUGAUUGGUGAGCGGUUCUCCAAGAUCAAUCGUCUUUGGUGUGACCUUUUCGAGGCUGCUUUCGCCAAGUACUAUGACACGAUCCAUCGAUUCGAGACCAAUAAGUUGCGCAAUAUUGCCCGCUUUUUCGGCCAUAUGCUCAGCACCGACGCCAUCGGCUGGCAUGUUAUGUCCGUCAUUCACCUCAAUGAAGAAGAAACCACUUCAAGCAGUCGUAUUUUUAUCAAGAUUCUCUUCCAAGACCUAGGAGAGCACCUUGGUCUCCCGAAGUUGCAGGAGCGCAUGAGGGAUGAGAUACUUCGCCCGAGCUUUGAAGGUCUCUUCCCAACAGAUAAUCCUCGCAACACCCGCUUUUCUAUCAACUAUUUCACAAGUAUCGGCUUUGGUAUUCUGACAGAGGACAUGCGUGAAUACCUGAAGAACCUCCCCAAGCCGACAGUUCCAGCUCUCCCUGCGCGCGACGCUACUCCAGAGUCAGACGCUGAAUCUGCCGCCGUCGCUCGGUCAGUCGCGGCAGGUCUUAUUCACGAUCCAUCUCCGGCUCUUCUCGCCGGAGCUACAGCUACACGCCUUCGCGCUCCAGGUCACCAGUGUCGAGAAGUCGCCGGCGCUCUGUUUCUUACAGUCGAUCCCGGUCACCCAAAAGGUCGUCGGUCUCUCGUACUCCCCCUAGGCGGACUCGUGCUAAGUCUUACGACUCACGCUCCCCCCGACGUUCACCGUCUCGGUCUGUUACACCCGAGAAACAGGGUUACAGUCGUAGGAACCGAAGCUACUCCAGAUCGGUGUCGAGAUCUGUUACUCCACCUCGGCGCGAGGCACGAGGCAGACGCUACUCGUCUGAGUCUUUGUCUCCGCCUCGCUCUAAACGCGCAUCGUCGCGUUCACCUCGCAAGGCAGCCCCGGCUCGGCGCGCCCGUGAUGCUUCAGCGUCACGUUCCCCGAGCCCUGCACGAUCGGGACGUGAUCAAAGAAGACGCCGGUACUCGGAUUCCCGAUCACCGUCUCGCUCGCCCCCUCGGCGUAGAUCGCCGUCCCGGACUCCUCCUCGUCGGGGCCGCGCCGCUGACUAUAUCUAAUUUAAAUGGUGAUGAGUUGUUGUAA